Molecule: messenger RNA, 1095 nt
Organism: Ornithodoros turicata
Lineage: Eukaryota; Metazoa; Arthropoda; Arachnida; Ixodida; Argasidae
Product: putative nuclease HARBI1
Exons: 4
Coding region: 1-1095 (364 amino acids)
Source: RefSeq, a predicted model, not a curated record
AUGAUGGAGCUGCGGGAAGUUAACGAACUCGAACAGCUAGAUGAUUUUGAAAGGAACUCAUGGACGAGAACUAUCAGAGAUCGUCUAGAUCCUUUCACAACAUGGAGCGGUACAGGUUUCAAGCGCCGAUACCGUUUCUUGAAGGACACCGUACGGUUCAUUAUCGACACUGUGCGGCCUGACCUGCCGGCGAGCGAACUCAACUGUGCGAUCGCACCGGAGCUGCAAGUGCUUAGCGCGUUGCGACUCUUCGCAAAGGGCUGCUAUCAGGACGACGCCUCCGACAUGCACAGGUUCAGUCAGCCCACGCAGUCACGGAUCGUCAGAAGAGUUGCCGAAGCCCUAGCCAGCAGGCGGUCCACUUUCAUAAAAUUUCCGCUGUCCCCAGCCGAGCAAGAAGGGGCAAAGCACAAAUUCCAGAGAAUAUUUAGCUUCCCAUUGACCUUGGGUGUUAUAGAUGGCACCCAUGUGCGGAUUAAGAGCCCUGGCGGAUCGACUGCACAGAUGUAUAUCAUCAGGAAAGGAUAUCACUCCUUAAAUGUGCAGCUGGUGUGUGAUGCCGACGAAUACAUCACAAAUGUCGUUGCUCGGUGGCGGGGCAGUGCACAUGACUCAAGAAUAUGGGAAGAGUCAGAGCUCCACAGAAUAUUUUCCUCUGGUGCAAUAGAUGGAGUUCUCCUCGGGGACAACGGCUACGCUACGAGUGAGCACCUCCUGACCCCACUGCUCAUACCACGCACAGAAGCUGAAGAGCGGUAUAACAAUGCUCACCGUCGCACAAGGCAACUCAUUGAGCGUGUGAUUGGUCAGCUGAAAAAUAAAUUCCGCUGCCUCAUCAGAAAGCUUGAGACGAGCCUACAGACAACAAAGGCCGUCAUCGUUGCUGCAUGUGUCCUUCAUAACAUUGGAAAGACAUAUGAACGUGAGGAAGCCGACGAUGCCUCAAGCACGGGAGACGACAGUGCCUCUGAUGAUGAUGCUGACGUCCACCCUCCAGCGGCAGACACGUCAGACACAGAAGAAUAUGAAGUUCCUCCCAUUGGAAGUGGAAGGACAUUCCGUUCUAGUGUCAUUGAAAUAUAUUUUAAUUAUUAA